AAAAGCGAUAGAAAGGAAAAGCUAGCUAUCUUAGCUUUCUCUGUUUUUGGUGAGUUGUUUAUUAAAUUUUGAGCUUUUAACAUACAAAAACUGUUCAUAACAAGAGGUAUGGCUUCAAACAACAAUGGCCGCACGGCAAGUGAGAGCUUCAAAGCUCAAGCUCUUGUUUACAGGCACAUGUAUGGCAUCCUAGACUCCAUGUGUCUCAAGUGGAUCGUUGAAUUUCGCAUACCAAACAUAAUCCACAACCAUGGCAAACCCAUUACUCUUUUAGAAUUGGUUUCAGUUCUGAAAAUUCCAUCGGCUAAAGUUGAUAGCACGGAUCUUUUCAUGCACUACAUGGCACGUAAUGGAUUCUUUGAUAUAGUGACAAUUCAUGGUGACGAUGAUAGCAACCAAGAAGAAGAAAAGGAAGCAUUUGCUCUCACAGCAGCAUCAGAGCUGUUGAUCAAAGGCACUGAAAACCCUUCUAUAUCUCCGGUGGUAGAGAUGUUUCUCGACGAUCCAACUCUUUCAAGUUCCAUGCAUCAUUUAAACAAGUGGUUUUAUGACGAAAAUCGCCCUCUAUAUGAAAUCACAUUGGGAAAACCUUUGUGGGAGUUUCUUGAUAAGAACCCUGCAAACUUGAGCUUGUUCAAUGAUGCUAUGGCCAGUGAUUCUCAGAUGAUAAAGUUGGCACUAAAGGAUCACAACAUGAUCUUUGAGGGAUUGGAAACAAUUGUAGAUGUUGGUGGUGGAAAUGGAACCACAGCUCAAAUUAUCAGUGAGAAAUUUCCAGCACUCAAAUGUAUAGUAUUUGAUCUUCCAAUGGUUGUGGAAAGUUUGAAGGGAUGCAACAAUUUGAGUUUUGUUGCUGGAGACAUGUUUGAAUCCAUUCCUAAGGCUGAUGCAAUUCUACUUAAGCUAGUCUUACAUUGUUGUAGUGACGACAAUUGCGUAAAAAUAUUGAAAAACUGCAAAGAUGCUGUUAAUGCUUUAAGUAAGAAUAAAAAUAAAGGUAAAAUAAUUAUUUUAGAGGCCGUGAUAAAUGAAGAACAAGAUGAGCCUGAAAUUACUCGACUCAAAUUUCUCAUGAAUAUAAGCAUGCAUAUUAUUCACCAUCAUGAAAAAGAGAGAACCAAAAAAGAAUGGGAAAGUAUCCUUCAUGAAGCUGGCCUCUAUAAUUACAAAAUAUCUCCAUUUACAGGACAUUUAUCACUUAUAGAGAUCUGUCCUUAAAGAUGAUCUCAUAAUAGUUUUUACAACUCUAUGAAUAAAAUAAGAGAAAGUAUGAGGAGCCAAUGGAAUAUUUGUACAAUAUGUACAAUGGAGGUUUAUGGAAUAUUAGAGAUAUAAUCAUUAGUGUUACCUUUUUCCAUCAGCCGAAGCUUUUGGGAUGAGUGGUAUCAUACCAUGGUAUUAGAGCGUUAGAUCCGAAAGGUCAAGAGUUCGAUUUUUGGUGAACCCAAAAUCAGUUUAAAUUUUUUGGAAGAUGUUUAUUAUCCUAGUACUCGGAUGGUUAUUCUAGAUAAUAUAGAGGAUGUUCAUUUUGUAACUCAAUAGCCCAUUGUACACAUUAUACAAAUAGU
This is a messenger RNA of Arachis duranensis, 1568 nucleotides long. Its product is annotated as isoflavone 7-O-methyltransferase. The transcript is spliced from 3 exons. Gene Ontology annotation, molecular function: S-adenosylmethionine-dependent methyltransferase activity; protein dimerization activity; O-methyltransferase activity. Bases 109 to 1218 code for a protein of 369 amino acids. The record is from RefSeq and is a predicted model, not a curated record. Lineage: Eukaryota; Viridiplantae; Streptophyta; Magnoliopsida; Fabales; Fabaceae. Gene Ontology annotation, biological process: methylation.